UAUUAUUGGCAGUUGACACUUGGCAGUGGCAAAAACUGUAUAAUAAUUUAUUAAAAAUAUCCAUAUGAUAAAAAUGAUGUUUUUAAUAUUACAUAAUAACAAAAAUGAAUUUUUGAAAUCUUUUUAGUUCAUUUAGCGAUAACAAUGUUUUAUAAAACUACAUGUGUACGUACAAUGCUGCAAAACACUUUAAUAAUUAGGUAUUCUUGGAGACGGUACGAUCAAUGUGUAAGAUUCUUAUCUAAUUUACAAACACAAGAGAAAAGAAUCGGUCCAUUGGAUUUGUAUUCGAAAAAAAUAUCAGAGGGUUUACUUAGUAGAGACACUCACCAAGAAGAUGUUGUCAAACACCUUGAACACGUAUAUCAAGAAGUUGUCAAUUUUAAGCGCCCAGCAACAGCCUCCAAACGUAAUCCUAUAUUUUCGUUUUUUAAGAGAAGCGAACCUCCAAAAAUUUUAGCACCACAAGGGUUGUACAUAUAUGGAAGUGUUGGAGGUGGAAAAACCAUGCUCAUGGAUUUGUUCUAUGAAACAGCCCCGAUCAAAGAAAAGUUAAGAGUACAUUUUAACUCAUUUAUGUUAAAUAUCCAUUCAAGGAUCCAUGAACUUAAAAUCAAAUCUGGAAAAGGAGCAAGUUUGUUUAAAGAUGAAGGAUCAAAACCAUUUGAUCCCAUACCACCUGUGGCAGCAGAUAUAACCCAAGAAUCAUGGCUUAUUUGUUUUGAUGAAUUUCAAGUGACUGAUAUUGGUGAUGCAAUGAUAUUAAAACGUCUCUUUACACAAUUAUUUGAUAAUGGUUGUGUUGUCAUAGCAACAAGUAAUCGGCAACCUGAUGACCUAUAUAAGAAUGGAUUACAAAGAGCUAAUUUCCUGCCAUUUAUACCCAUAUUAAAAGCGCAUUGUAAUGUUGUACAACUUGAUUCUGGUAUUGACUACAGAUUGCAAGGAAGUGGUGGCAAAUUUGGAAAGUAUUUCAUAAACAAUGAGUUAACACCAGGAAACAAUGGCGUUGAUAAUCUUUUUAAAUUUCUAAUAUCAAAAGAAAAUGAUACAGUGAGAGUAAGAGUAAUUAAUAUAUUAGGAAGAAAUGUUAAAUUUGCCAAGAGUUGUGGGCGUGUCUUAGAUUCAACAUUCGAAGAAUUGUGUGAUAGACCUCUUGGUGCCAGCGAUUACCUCAUAUUAUCUAAAACAUUUCACACUGUGUUCAUAAGAGAAUUGCCUCAACUGUCAAUUGUCAAACAUAGGUCACAGAUUAGAAGAUUCAUAACAUUGAUUGACACAUUUUACGACAACAAAGUGCGGGUUGUCAUAGCAGCUGACUGUGAACCAAAAACCUUAUUUAAUUUAGACGAUACAAAAGAUGGGUAUGGCGAUGCUGAUAGAGCUCUAAUGGAUGAUUUGAGCAUUUCUAAGGAUUCAGAAAACUCUCGAGCGGCCAUUUUUACAGGCGAAGAAGAAAUGUUCGCGUGUGAUAGAUGUCUGUCAAGAAUAAUGGAAAUGCAAACGGACGAAUAUUGGGAGAAAUGGGGUAAAAAUAUAUGAUCUUCCAUAUCAUAGUAAUUUUGUGUUCAUUAGUGAAAUUUCAAAUAGUUAUUAUGUAGUUAUAUUUUGUUAAUUGUACAAAGUACUUACGAGUUUUAGUGCCUUUGUAGAAGUGUUUUCCAAACAUCUCAUGGUACAAAUUUUUAAUUUAGCUUAAAAAGUGUAUAAUGUUGCUAUUUAAAUACAAGUGUAUUUAUUAGUUAGACUUAUUGACUUUUAAAUAUCAUUGAAUUUUAUGAUGGGCGCCAAAAUUCAAAUAUGCUAAAGAGUAUAUAAUAGAGACUAGAAAUGGCGCGCUUCGUAGUCUGUGCGUACCAGCGUGGCGAAGAUCUAAAGUAAAAUUGUUAUUUUCAACGCAUUACUUUACAACUAUAUAUUUUGUCUGUCUAAUUUUAAUGACUUAACAAAGUUUUCGACAUAACAAAAAAGCUAAUUUAGUACUGCAAUGAUCUCCCACGAUGGUUCUCUUUCCGCACAGACUAUAGAAAUUGUGUGCCUCGUGGCAUAGUAAUGGAAACUCUUUGGUGAUAAAAACCUUUGAUGUGUAUCAUAUGAAUAUUGUUUUAAAUCAAUGAUGACGUUCGUAAUUAAAAUACUACGAAAAAUAGAUUAGGAAGCCUUGUUAAGUGUUCAUUAGAAUGUUUAUCCCUUAAAACAAUAAUUUAACAUAGUGUAAGUAUUGAAAAAAAUGUAUUGUAUUAAGGUUGUACAUGAAACAAUAAUCAUAGUAUAUAUCAGUUAUAUGCCAGACGACAGAUGAUGUAAUUUAUAUAUGUACAUGAUGGAAUUUUUUGACGCCACCCACUAGAGAAGUACUCUAAUUAUUUGUAUAUUUUUAUACUUAAACCAGAUUUUACGUAAAGCUCAUGAACCUUAAGCUUACGUAAGCAACUCUAUCUUCCUUUGACACAAAAUUUGUAUCUAAUAUUAAAAUCAAGAUGCUUUGUGUUUUCUUAAACACUCGUUUACAUAAAAUUUGCUACUUACGGUACUACCCCUCUGCCAUUAUCAAAUUCCAUCAAUUGUAAUAUAUAUUUCUAAAUAAUGGAUUCUUUUCAAUUAAAAGGGUUGUGAAGUAAUUUUUUUAUAUAAAAUUUUUUUCGAUGUUGAAGACAAUUUUGACAAGAUAUGUUAUCUGUCGAGAGCAUAAACGCACAUAUAUUUUUAAUGUUUCGAAAUUAUACAGUCAUUGUUACAGUAUUAAGCGACAUUGUAAUUAUUAAUUUUAAUUAAAUAGCUUGGAUUUUUUGGUCUAGAUUGAAUCUUGAGAUCAUUCGUAGUAACUCUAAAUCUUAUCACACUGUUUUAACUAAAGUAUUGUCUCGUUCAGUCUAUAAGUCUUUACUCUGUGGGGAAAGGGCUCUUUACUCUGCUUAACUAGCAGGAAAUUUUUGAUUGUUCUGUCAUUUAAACGUUAAUACGAUCAGAUGUCAGUUUUUGACAGUUGUUAAAAUUAUGUGUGCUUCCGAUUAGUUUCACGAAGCGCUUUAUGUUGCCUAUACAAAACUCUAAGUUUUCGUUAACAAGACCUAUUGAAGUAUAUCGUGAGACUUAGUUCGUACUUUAGUUCAAACAAUAACUUUCCUGUUGAAAAACGUUUUUAAACAAUGCUUACAAAAUCUUAAAAUAUUUAAUAAUUAAGUAAAAACUUUUCAUAGACAAUAAUUUACUCUACAACUUUAAGCUAAUCGAAACUAGACCUUAAAAUACCAAAGCAUCAUAUUUUGUGAGUUUUUAGACGUUAAAAUAUUUAUUUUCUGUUAAAUAAACGAGACGAAAGUGUUAA
Pieris napi is the source of this 3328-nucleotide messenger RNA. RefSeq names its product putative ATPase N2B. NCBI's taxonomy places the organism in Eukaryota, Metazoa, Arthropoda, Insecta, Lepidoptera, Pieridae. Gene Ontology annotation, molecular function: ATP hydrolysis activity; ATP binding. The coding region runs from base 145 to 1542 and encodes 465 amino acids. Gene Ontology annotation, cellular component: cytoplasm; mitochondrion. The transcript is spliced from 7 exons. The record is from RefSeq and is a predicted model, not a curated record.